Messenger RNA from Lacerta agilis (Sand lizard), 1453 nucleotides. Its product is annotated as erlin-1-like. The record is from RefSeq and is a predicted model, not a curated record. The transcript has 11 exons. Gene Ontology annotation, cellular component: endoplasmic reticulum; endoplasmic reticulum membrane. Lineage: Eukaryota; Metazoa; Chordata; Lepidosauria; Squamata; Lacertidae. Gene Ontology annotation, molecular function: ubiquitin protein ligase binding; cholesterol binding. Gene Ontology annotation, biological process: SREBP signaling pathway. Bases 7 to 1176 code for a protein of 389 amino acids.
AGCGCCAUGUCCGGCGGCGGCGGCGGCGGUGGGAGCAGCGGAGGCCUGGCCGGGGAGGGGGACGCCCGUCGCUGGCCCGGCUCGGCUCCUCCGGCGCCGCGCUCCCUUCCCGCCCGACCUCCCCGCUGGGCCGGCGCCGGGGCGAGUCUGGCCGGGGCGGCGGCGGCGCUGCUCCUCCUGCUCGGCGCCUCCGUCCACCAAGUGCAGGAGGGGCACCUGGCCGUCUAUUACAGGGGCGGGGCGCUGCUGGCCACCCUCAGCGGCCCUGGCUACCACCUCAUGCUGCCCUUCGUCACCACGCCCAGAGCCGUCCAGACAACGCUGCAAACAGACGAAGUGAAAAACGUGCCCUGCGGGACUAGUGGAGGAGUCAUGAUCUACAUUGAUCGGAUAGAGGUGGUGAACAUGUUGGCUCCACAUGCAGUUUAUGAUGUUGUGAAGAACUACACUGCAGAUUAUGACAAGACCCUCAUUUUCAACAAAGUCCAUCAUGAGCUCAACCAGUUCUGCAGUGCCCACACCCUCCAGGAAGUCUACAUUGAGCUCUUUGAUCAAAUAGAUGAAAAUCUGAAGUUGGCCCUGCAGCAGGAUCUGAAUGCCAUGGCUCCAGGUCUCACCAUCCAGGCAGUGCGUGUGACGAAGCCCAAGAUCCCAGAAGCCAUCCGAAGAGAUUUUGAACUUGUGGAAGCAGAGAAGACGAAGCUCCUGAUAGCGACCCAGAAGCAGAGAGUGGUGGAGAAGGAGGCCGAGACGGAGAGGAAAAGGGCCCUCAUAGAAGCAGAGAAGGCGGCUCAGGUGGCAAAGAUUCAUUGCCAGCAGAGGGUCAUGGAGACUUUGAUGGAGAAGCAAAUUUCUGAGCUUGAAGACACGGCUUUCGUGGCGCGAGAGAAGGCGAAGGCCAACGCCAACUUCUACAUGGCCCAGAGAGCAGCUGCCUCGAACAAGCUGAAACUGACACCUGCCUUCCUGGAGCUGAUGAGGUACCAGGCCGUGGCCUCCAACAGCAAGCUCUACUUUGGCAGCAGCCUCCCCCCGAACCUCUUUCUGGGCUCUUACACCUUUGAGCCGGCAGAGGCGAGGACUGCUAGAGACAGCCGCAUCCUCUCCAAAGCAGGAAAGCUGCGCCUCCAGCACGGGGGAGGCGGGGCCAGCUCUGCCACGGCAGCUGCCACUUGAUGCCUCUGCUGCACCAGCUGUUGUGUCUGCUCCGUGGUCUGAAACUGCAACUCACCGGCCGCCUCAGAUCUGCCUUAUUCAGGGCAGCACAAACCGUCCUUGGAAGUUGCGUGGUCCUCCACAGCCCAAGGGUCAGCUUUCAUGGAAGUUUUAUGGCUGCUGCAUCUGCCCCACGGAGGAGGGGUGUGUGUGGGUUGCUCUGGAGGACCUCAGCCGUUAAGUCCAUGGAGGGUAGACUCUACCGCAGACCUCCUGUGAGGACAACUUUGACACAGCA